UUCUUUCUUCCUGGACAAUACCAACAUUUCUUCUUCAAUUGUUUUCUGUUUGUAGAACUUCCUUUAAUUAUUAUCUUAGUAGAGGUGUGUUGUUGAUAAAUUCUCUUGGUUUCCCUCCAUCUAAGAAAGUCAAAAUUCCCCUUCUACAUCUGAAACAUUUUCACUAAGAUUUUGUGUUGAAGCUCUCCCUCACAACCUCACAUUUGAGAAUCACUGCAUUAUUUCAUUGUGACCUCCGUGGCUUCUGAGCAAAUAUUUGCCAUCAUUGAAAUUAGUUUUCUCCUAUAGGUAGUGUGUCAUUUUUCUGUCAUUCUUUCCCAGUCUUUGUCUUCACAUUGAAGAAAUUGGAGUAUAAAGGGUACAAGAAAUUCACUGUUCUUUCCAUUCCCCUUUUGGUCCCAUCCACCAAAGUUAUCUAAGUUACUGUGGUUUCUAGUUCUAAUAUUUCAAUUUCCUGAGCUUGUCCCUUUGUUUAAAGCAUUAUUAUAUCUCUUGGGGGAAGCAUUUAAAUGAUUGUUAUUUUAAAAUUCUAGUCAGGUAAUUGCAACAUCUGUAUCAUCUUGGUGACACAUCGAUUAAUAAUCCUUUUUCAGUUAGCUUUAGACCUUUUCAUCUUGGUAUAGGUGCCUUUUUUACUAAAGUCAGGAUAUUUUUAAUAUUUUAAAACUGGUUUUUAUUUAAAUCUUCUGUUUUUAUUGAUCUGGCAAGAAAGGGGGAUAGCAUCUUUCUUUUUUGUGGUAAUAUAGAAGUUCAAGUAGCUGAGAUAGCUUCUUUGAUGUAAAGGAGGUGAGGUUGGGGCCCCUCAUUACUGCUAGGCAAGCAUGUUAUAUCCAAGUCCUCACUAGACAUCUGUUGCUAUCACUCCAGUGGGGUUGGGAGAAGUGUCUCAUUGCUGCCAACUAGGGGUACAGUAGGCUCCCCUACUUGGUCUUUGCUGCUGGAAUGGGAGGGCACUACAGUGUGUUUUCUGGUGGUUAGCUGGAUUAGAGUGGUUUUGGUUUAAGGUUUUCUGUCUCAAAAGGCUAGAAAAAGCAAGCCUUUUUUGAGCACUUCUGUUUGUGGGCAUUGGCUUUUGAGGUUGCUGGGUUCUUUGGCUCUAAAUCUAGUAGAAUGAAAUCCCAGGGAACUCAUCAGUUUUAUUCAUUAGAUCCCAAGGUCCCUAGACAAUUUAUAUUCUCUCUAUCUUACAGAAUCCUCUGAUGUUUGUUUUAUAUAACAUGACAAAGAUUUUGUUUUCACUCAGUGGGAAAGUGCUUUUCUGACUUUCCUAACAUCAAGAUUGUAGUGCCUGGUACCAUAUAGACAAGAAAGGUUACAGCAAGGAAAGCUAACCCCAUAUUUAUAUGGGUACCUUAUCAUAGUCCUCAUCUCACGUGUAGCAUAGUGAGAUAACAUAGUCCUUAUUUCACUUUGUAGAAAACAGAAAACAGCUUUUCCUGGGUUUACAUGUCUGUUCAUCCAGCCUGGAGGAUAUGCUGCAGUAACUCAUUUAGUGUCCUGUCAACUGAUGCACCAGGCUUUCUGGAGCCCCUUUCAGCAUCCAUUCCUUCUUCCCAGUGUUAGCUGUGAUUGGAACUGUUGGUCUGAUCACUUGGCUGAGUCCUAAUAUGACCAGAGUUGAAAAGGCUCUAAGCCAUCACUUUGAUUCUGUUGCUAUAUUGUUCACUGAAGUGAACUAUCUCAGAAAAUAGGAGAGCCUUCCCUGAGUCCCGCACAAAAUAAGAGCCAGAACUAGGACUCACUUUGCCCAACUAUAUGACCAGUGCCAUUUUAGUCUCAUCAAGCUCCUCCUCCACCUUCUCUGUUUUCCAGUACAGUUUACCUAUUUCAUGGACAUGGAUGGCCACUUUACCCUGCUCAACUGGCUCAUAGAAGUAUUUCCUCAUUCCUGGGAUUGGGGGUAGCCUAUGAGGGUGGUGUGGUGGAAAGAGAGAUGGGAAAAUGAAUUAGGCAGAUCCUACACAAAUUUGAAAGCCUGUGAUUCAUGGGGUCAAUGGUCUCACCUUCAUAUCUGAAAGACAGUAUACUUUUUGUCUCCUUAAGCCCUGUAUCUAGGUCGUUUGGGAAACGCCUUGGAGAGUCAAGAAUAAAAUUGCAGGUCAAACAAUGGAUGACUGGAAAAGUCGGCUUGUAAUCGAGAGCAUGCUUCCCCAUUUCAACAUGGUGGGAAAUCGUCAGGAGCCCAGAAAGCUCCAGGAAUCGGGAACCAGUAAGAGAAGACAGGAAGGAGACAACUUCCACUUCACAGGCAUGGCUGAUGGGGGCUACCCUAAUAAAAUCAAGAGACCUUGCCUUGAAGAUGUCACCCUCUCUAUGGGCCCAGGUGCCCACUCUACUUCUCUUUCUACAGAGCUACAGAUGCCCACAUUAACCAUGAAUCCUAGCUCUGCAGAUCUGGGAGUGGCUGGCCAGUCAUUACUCCUUGAGAAUGAUCCUUUAGACAAUAAUUCUAUGAAUAGCAGUGCUAUGGGCUCACCAUUUGGGGUGUCAUCAACUGCAGACAUGGGGCUGAAAGGGCAUGCUGUUCCUUACUAUGAGAAAAACAACAGUAUACCAGCUGUAGACCAGGAGCUUCAAGAUCUGCUGGAGGAACUAACUAAAAUUCAAGAGCCUUCUUCAAAUGAUCUUGACCUUGAGAAGAUUCUGGGGAGCAAGCCAGAAGAACCUCUGGUUUUACAUCACCCCCAGGCCCUCCUUGGCCCUCCUGCCAAGCCUCCAGUUCAGACACCACAUAUGGAGAACCUUGGACCCAGCAAGGAGUAUGCAUCUAGCUGCAGUCAAGUCACUGGCACAUCUCUACCAAUCUUGCCCUCCUCCACAGGGAUCAGCUAUUCCAUUCCUUCCAGCAGUAAGCAGAUAGUCUCACCCAGUUCUUCAACGGCACACGCUCAGGUAAAAAACCAGGUCCAGACCAUGCUCCCUGUCGCUUUGCCUCCAUUAUCUGUGCCUCAGUGGCAUCAUGCACACCAGCUGAAAGCUCUUGCAGCCAGCAAGCAGGGAUCUGCUACAAAACAACAAGGUUCCAACCGCAGCUGGUCCAGUCUCCCUCCUCCAGUUCUGUCCCCACCUUACCUCCCGGUGCCAUCACCUCAUCCACCACCACCACAGCCACCACCACCACCUUUCAGCCCACAGAACUUCACAGCAUCCUGCAUGUCAUCCAAUAGCUUGUCUGGCAGUGCUGUGCAAAGCUCGCCCAAUGCCUUACUCUCCAGCAUGGCCCCCAGCAGCAAUGCUGCCCUUGGGCCCACCUUGCCCUAUGCUCCAGCGAAGCUCACAGGUCUGCCUCACAAUCAGCAGCCACAAUUCAGCCCCCAGAGCUCCAUUCUUGCCAAUCUGGUGUCCUCUACUGUCAAAAGCCCUCAGGGACACCUAAUAUCUGCUCUGCCUACCAGCACCCCAGGGCCAUCCCCACCCUACCGCCCUGAGAAUCUCUCCAGCCCCGGCUUGCCACAGCAGUCUUUCACUCCACAGUACUCUCUGAUCAGGAGCCUCACUCCCACCAGCAAUCUGCUAAGCCAGCAGCAACAGCAGCAGCAGCAACAGCAGCAGCAACAACAGCAGCAGCAACAGCAGCAGCAACAACAGCAGCAGCAACAGCAGCAAACAAAUUCAAUCUUUAAGCCUAUGACCAGCAGCCAGCAACCCAAAACCCUGAGCAUGAUCAUGCAGCAGGGCCUGGCAAGUUCCAGUCCAGAAGCACCUGAGCCCUUUACCUUCAGCAACACCAAGCCCUUGUCACAUUUUGUUUCUGAGCCAAGCACCCAGAAGUUAGCCUCCAUGCCUGUCCCCUCCAGGCAGCCAUCCCUGCUCCACUACCUGCCUCAGGCAUCACCAGCACAUGUUCCUUCUGCCACUGCCUCUUCUACUGCCACUGCCACCUUGCAGCUGCAGCAGCAGCAGCAACAGCAGCAGCAAUCUGACCAGUCUACAUUCCUCCUGCAGCAGAUAAUGCAGCAACCCCAGCGCUUCCAGCGCAUGGUGACCUCUGAUUCCAUGUCUGCUCUGCCUGGACAGGGCUGUUGCCAUCGCUGUGCGUGGACUACUGCAUCUCUCUGGCUGGAGCACCAGCAUCAGCAGUGGAACUCUCUCACUAGCACUCAUGGACAUGUGCCACCAUCUAACCUUCAAAAGAAGCAGAGAUCAGGUCCUAUGGCAAUGACCUCUAAACAGCAGAAUUUGUAUAUCACCCAGCAGAUGACUCAAUUUCAAGCAGUACAAGAACAAGUCAUCUCUAAGUGUAGCCAGACCAAGGCAAAACCCUCAUCUAACCAGCAUAUGAUGCCACCCAAAACUGAGCUCCUUCAGGACAAUCUGAUUCCAAGAAUAUUACCACCCACAAGUCACAUGGGUGUUUUCUCAUCAACUCUGAGGAAGCAGCAAGUCAACACCGGCCUCCCAUUUCCUAACUCCUCAGGCUCGGGUCAGGAUCCCUUGAAAAGUCCUGGCUUUGUCUGUCCCAAAGCCAAGGCCAUGCCCCCAGAAGUGCUCCGGCCUAAGCUCUGUGUCAACCCCCUGGGCAGCCAACCCUUGACUCACCACCAACUCAGCCUCCCCAAUGUGCCAAUGAUGUCUCCAGUGUUCAGUAAUGCAGUGUGGGCAGUGGCAGAUGCAGCUGUAGCCACACCAGUUUCAAAGGAAUCACCCCUGAGCCAAGUAGAUAAUAGCAUGCUGCAGCAUUUUGAUAGCAACUCUAUCAUUUUUGCCAAGGCACCCAUAAGUACACCCCCAACAGCCCUAGCAUUUCCAUCUCAGCAGGCUGUGGUCCAAGUCAAUCAGAUGGCCCCAGGAGCCAGGCCUGGCUACAAGAUGCAUGCUGCUCUGGCCAGCCCCAGAUUCAGCUUAUUGGGCAAUCAGAGCCUUAUACAGAGCCCAGCACAGAGGCCCGUGCCUGUACUAAGCACCAAGUCCCUCCAGCAGAGCAUGGCCAGCUGCUCUCCCAUGAGUCCUAUUCAGGGACUAGAGCCGCCAAGCUAUGUAGCUGCUAAUGCUGCUACUAGCCAGUCCCCAGGUUCAUUGAUCAAAACUGGCACAACCCCUGAGCCACAGGACAAUGUCUUGCCUCAGUCCCAGUCCAAAACAGAUGGUCUGAUUUCACCAUCAUCUGCAGGCAGUGAGGUGGAUUUCAUGGAUGAGCUUUUAGAAAGCUCCAGUGUGGCCCCAGAUGAAGACUGGUUGUGCAACUUGAGGCUGAUAGAUGACAUUUUGGAACAGCAUGCUGCUGCCCAAAAUGCCACAACCCAGAAUGCUGUCCAAGUCACCCAGGGUGCUGAGGAACUAUAAAUCAAAGCAGGGUGCUUCAGAAAGCCCCGUGCUCUCACUCAAAGGAGUGGCCUGAAUCUGCAGCCAACUUGAAACUGGCCCCAGACACCCACACUAGGCUCCUACUUACAAUUUGAAUCUUGUCAGCCCUGCCCAUCCCUUUAUCUACCUGAUGAAUAAAAAGCUGGUGAUUUUUGAAGCUACUUGUAUAUAUCUGAAAAUUUUGUAAAUGGUUUUCCUAAUCAUAAAUGACAGAAGUAUUUAUACUUGGUUUUGUGGCUUUGUAAAUAAAGUGGCAGCUUUGGUUUCAAUAGAGUUGUGUUUAUUAUACAUUGUUCCAAAUAUGCAGACUGUGUUGUUCGCUCCAGUGACACCUUGUUAAACCAGGUGGCUGAGUCGCUGAGGUUUUCAUGCCACGAGAGAUGUGGAUGUGACUAAAGGGGUGUUGUGCAAACUGACAAAUGCCAAAUAGAAAGCCACUUUGUCAUUAAUUUCCACUCCAUUACAAAUUGUACUACCCUGUGUGACUCUAUCUCUCACAAGCCUUUAAGUCUUAGCUAAUUCUUCCUUAAUGAGCAUUUACAGCAAAAGUCAUGUUAUGAUUAAGUGUCCCACAGAGACACUCAUGGAAAGCCAAGAGCAUCCUUUAGGUUUGGUUGGGAGAAGUGCAGAAAUAGCCUUUGAUCUGAGCACUGUGAGAGCUGGCCACCUAGAGGAACUAGAGCAUUCCCUUCCCUUUGUCACCUAUGGUGACUUUCAGACACAGAGAAAACCCCAGCUUUAAAUAGCUUUGGUGCAUCAUCACAGAGUGAUGCUUUAAAGUCUGCUUUAAACCAUUUAACACUCAUUUUGAUGUAAAUCUCUGUGGUUUGGGGGGAAAGUCUGUAAACAUUAAUAGUUGAUUUGGGGUUUGUCUUUAAUGGUUUCUAUUUGCAAUUAUUGUCAUGUAUAUUUAAGUGUCUGUUAGAGAAAAUCCACAGCCACUGUCUUGUAAACUUUUCUCAGUGUCCAGAUUUUGUGUAAUCACAUUUUAAUUGCCACCUUGUAUUUUGAUUCUACAUUUGAAAUCUGGCAUCCAUUUUGGGCCAGUGUGUUUUGUUGUUGUUGAUGUUAAUUUGGUUUUUCCCCUUUGUUCUGUAAUAAACAGCCAGGAGAAAAGUG
Messenger RNA from Peromyscus leucopus (white-footed mouse), 6423 nucleotides. It is a transcript of the gene Mamld1, whose product is annotated as mastermind like domain containing 1. The transcript has 5 exons. The record is from RefSeq and is a predicted model, not a curated record. The coding region runs from base 2107 to 5283 and encodes 1058 amino acids. Gene Ontology annotation, biological process: regulation of transcription by RNA polymerase II. Gene Ontology annotation, cellular component: nuclear body. Lineage: Eukaryota; Metazoa; Chordata; Mammalia; Rodentia; Cricetidae.